AUGAGAAACGCAACACCAGUGUCUCCAAUAUAUUUCAAUGUGGCCGAAUAUUGUCUCUUCGGAAUCAAUUUAGGUGUAAUCAUAGGAUUAAUUCUAUAUUUCAAUAUAGUGAACCGUAAAUAUAAUUCAGUGAAUGGUUUUCUGUUUGGUGGCAAAAAUAUGUCGGUUAUAUCGAUUUCUUUGGCUUUAAUUUCGAGUCACUUGACUAGCAUUACAUUGCUUGGUGUACCAGUAGAGAUAUAUCUGAGAGGCACGCAAUAUUGGGCCUCGGCACUUUCUUUAAUUAUCGUGACAUUUCUUACUGCAGUCAUUUAUUUGCCGGUAUUCCACAAAUUGCAACUAUCAUCAAGUUUCGAAUAUUUAGAAAUAAGAUUCUCGACACACACUCGAACAAUUGCUGCUGUGUUGUUUGUCAUAAGCAAGCUGAUGUUGCUACCAAUUGUACCUUAUGUGCCAAUGAUGGCUUUUAGAUUAGUUACCAAUCCUCUAGCAGGCCACAUAACAGCAGUGACUUGUGUGGCGUGUGCUACCUUCAUUGCUAUUGGUGGCUUAAGAGCUAUAGUUAGUAUCGGCAUAGUAACCACAUUUCUGGCUUUAGCUGGAACUGCUCUACCAAGUGGUUUAGCAUUAUUACCAAUGGGCUUCAAAAGGAUGUGGGAAAUCGCCAGCCAUGGUGGUCGUCUAGUAUUUUACGACCCUGACCCAGAAAUGGCUCAUCACACAUCAUUCUUUGUGGUGACUUUAGCUCUCAGUACGAAUUGGCUAUGGAAAAUAGCUCUAAGCCAGUCGUCUCUACAGAAGCUCCUGGCUGUACCUACGAUAAGCAAGGCUAGGUUAUGCCUGGCCUUAUCGUGCCUUGGAGUCAUCUUGAUGAAAUUGCUCUCUUGUUUCCUUGGACUGGCGUUAUAUGCCUGGUUUGCUGGAUGCGAUCCUCUGCUUACGGGGCAAGUUAAAAAACAUGAACAGCUUGUACCUCAAUUCCUUAACAAUUUAUCCGUAAUGUUUCCCGGGAUCUGCGGAAUUUUCAUAAUCUCCAUUUUUAGUGCUACUACUGGUUGUAUUGCAUCUUUAAUAAACUCAAUCGGAGGGGUUCUUUUUGAAGAAUUCAUUCGGCCCUGGAUGCCACAAAAUACAAAUGAACUGGCAUGCUGUAAGAUUAUGAAGGUGCUAUGUGUUCUGGUUGGGUUAUACUGCGGAGGCGUGGUCUGGUUUGCUAAAGAGCUGGACCGCCUCCAGCAUGUGGCUUCAGGAGUGACUGGUGUGACAGCUGGCACUCUCCUUGGCCUGUUCACUUUGGGCAUUGUCUUUCCAAGAGCUAACUGUUCGGGAGCUCUCAGCGGCUGCCUCCUCAGUCUGAUGCUGUGCGGUUGGCUGUUGAUCGGUGCUGAGAACGCCUUGGCCACUGGAGCCUUGACUUUCCAAGGGAAACCGUUGGCCACUUCUGGAUGUGGGAAGGCUAACUUCACCCAUGCAUUGGCUAAUCUAACGGUUGUGCCUAUUGCUGCGACAAAACUGCCUACAAAACCUCUGCAGUCCCUCUUCAGGAUUUCCUUCACCUACUGCCCUUUCACCGGAGUGAUUGCUGUCCUCCUCAUAGGAGUACCCAUGAGCUACCUCACCGGCAAGUCCAGGACAGAGUCCAUGAACCCUGAUGUCUUCUGCCCUCUCACACAGAGUUUGUUACACAAGUCCCAGUUUAGAAGUCCCUCGGAGUCUUUGGAGGUUCGAGCCCCUGACACGCAAGAGGUGUACGUGGCGUUGGACGAAGCAUUGAAGCAUUUGAAAGAAGUUAUAGAUCGGUAGCUUUGUAUUUUUAGGGUUCCGUAGCCAAAAUGGCAAAAAC
Molecule: messenger RNA, 1843 nt
Organism: Ostrinia furnacalis (Asian corn borer)
Lineage: Eukaryota; Metazoa; Arthropoda; Insecta; Lepidoptera; Crambidae
Product: sodium-coupled monocarboxylate transporter 2
Exons: 10
Coding region: 1-1803 (600 amino acids)
Biological process (GO): transmembrane transport; sodium ion transport
Cellular component (GO): membrane
Molecular function (GO): symporter activity
Source: RefSeq, a predicted model, not a curated record